CUUUACCCUUUCUCUCUCUCCAUCUCUCUCUUGUUUCCCACCGUACUGCUCCGCUUGCGCAAAGCGAAAGCAGCAUCGGAAAGUCUCAGGCAGCUCCCGCUCUGUUCACGCUUCACUUCACAGCGUGUCAGCAACGGAGAGGGGAGGGAGGAGACGAGAGAGAGAGUGAGGGGGCGAGGGAAACCCGAACCCAUGACUUCCGCGUAUUUUCCUCUCUCUGGUCUCGCAUCUCAAGCCACCCUGAGUGGUAUAAAAAGACCUGGGUUAUGCUGCUUCAUUUCAAACUCAGAGCAGGAACUUAAUAGCCUAUAUGCAGCCCAAUCCAGUUCGAUUUGGAUAUUAAAGAAUUUACCGGUAAACCGAAGUCAUAACGUGGUUAGCCAACGUCCGAAGAAGGAUUUUACAUGUUUUGGGGUCCUCUUGUUUUCCUGCAGUGGACAGUUCUUCUGGCCCGGUUCUUCUGACCGACUCGGAGAAUUCUGUAGAGCUUCUGGGAUCGACACACUCACCCACUCCAGUUUCCUUCUGGAACUCUGUGUGUUCACCGGGAACCCGAGAUGGAUGUGGAAUCUCAGAAAAGCGCACGCCCCGGUGGACGGUGCCUGGACGUUUUCUUGGUCGGUUCUGUCGUUUUGCUCUUCCUGGCGGUGGCGACAGUUGUUGUCAUGGGAACUUUGGCUCUUGUGGAGCUACGGUCAGAGAUCGGGGUUCAACCUUAUGUUGUGGAUAUGCAAGGUACAUCGGAGACGCACCAUGGCGUGCCCCGUCCCAAGCCCGCGUACAAGAUGCAGAACUUGGCCUACGUGCAGCUCACCUCCGCCACGAUGGAGAACAGCACAAUGUCCUGGUCCCAGGUCGAACAUGGACUGGAGUCCUCUGUUGGAGAUCUGUACAAAUACAACCUUCAGCAACACACAUUACAAACCAAGCAGGAUGGCUUCUACUUCCUGUACCUGGACCUCCAGCUCACCUGUACCGCCAAAUGUGGGCGGGGCAUCCUCGUCGUCCAGCUUGCAAGUCACGGUGACGAAAAGCUCACCUGCCAGGUGGAGCUCCCAGAGUGGUCAGAGUCAAACCCUGUGACAACGGUAACCAGGAAGUGCUGGAAGGUGACACGACUGGACUCAAAGAGCCGGUUGAUGGGCCGUAUGGUGGUGCCGAAAGCGCAGGACACGUUCUGGAAACUGGACGGGAACGGAUCCGGAAUGGGAGUUUUCUUAGUGGCUUGAUAUGGGCCACUUUCAGUACGGUCAACUUUGUGAAACUUUGCAGAUCGAGAUGCCGUGAACAGAGCCGACGUUAUUCCUUCGGUAAGAUGUCGCGGAGGCAGAACGUUCUACAUUGCUACUAUCUGAACAUUCCCGAAACGUUGCGUCCUACUGAACGCACCCCUGGGAUGGAAGUUAGGGCUCCGCCACAGACGAAGGGAAGGAGACGAGAAAAGGAAGCGAGCCAAGGGUACUGAGAUGCACACCAUCUAGGAGAACUUGCAGACAGAGAGAGUCGUCCCACCAUGCACUGUUUGUGGACUUUGACCUCUGUCGCUCAGGGCAUCUCCAUGGAAACAAUUUAAACUAAACAAUUCAGGUCUAUUUAUAUGGAUAUUUAUUGAAUGUAUAUUGGAUCGAAUGUACGUCAUAUAUAUUUAAUGUAUGAACAUGAUGUGUAUUUAUAUAUUUGUACUCAGGGUUACAAUGUGUUGUUUAUUGUCAUGUGUAGAUGCUACUACGUUGGUGCUGGUGUGUUUGAGGGGAGAAUUGUGAAGUGUGUGUGUGUGGGGGGGCAGACUUAUACCAUACACAUGAUAUACUGUGUAUAUACAUGGAUACAUGAUAUCAUUGAUUUGAUAUGCCUGAUUACCGUUGCUUGGCAACCACAGUAACCUCCUCAGAGUCUUCAAGGUUGUGUUCUGUUCUGGAACAACAACAAAAUGGACUCUUAUAUUUUCGUAAAGGGAGAAACUCAGCGAUACGUCAUAGGUGCAGAAUGUUUUCAGCCUGGUGGGUUCUCCGCUGUUCCCGUGGCAACCACAUUGUGACCACAGCGUGAAGCCAACCCGUACACAGAUACUGUGUGAGACUGAAGACGUGCAUCUCCCUCAGCUCAAUACACGCCCGUGUUGCUCGUGGCAGUCUAACUCUGAACAUUGUUUCCUACGAUAUGAUUGGCUGUUGGCCGGCCGGCCAGCCUCUGAGGUACUGUACUCACUGAGUGAGAGAAUGAAUGAGCUUAGUCACACAGUUCAGCCGGCAUCCCAAAUGGCACCGUCAUUCCAUAUAUAGGGCCCUACCCUUGACUAGAGUCUAUAGGGUAGUAGUGCACUAUAUAGGAGCAGGAUGCCAUUUGGAACGGAGGCAUGGGCUUCCAAUCCACUGUGGGCGUGUCCACGGAGGCAUGGGCUUCCAAUCCACUGUGGGCGUGUCCAUGGAGGCAUGGGCUUCCAAUCCACUGUGGGCGUGUCCACAGCUCAUGUCAGGAGGAACUAUGUGACAUCAUCAUAUUUGUGGACGACAUGAUUUCAUUUGCACAGGUCACUAUGACCAAUUGAUGAAUGUUUUUAUUUAUAAAUGAGGUGUUUACUAUGUGUUAUUUAUGUAUUAUUUAUGUUUAAUUGACUGUGUUUAUGCUGAACUAGGUAAUAAACCUGGAUAUACACAA
Oncorhynchus tshawytscha (Chinook salmon) is the source of this 2658-nucleotide messenger RNA. RefSeq lists its product as uncharacterized. NCBI's taxonomy places the organism in Eukaryota, Metazoa, Chordata, Actinopteri, Salmoniformes, Salmonidae. Bases 558 to 1229 code for a protein of 223 amino acids. The transcript has 3 exons. The record is from RefSeq and is a predicted model, not a curated record. Gene Ontology annotation, molecular function: protein binding.